This is a messenger RNA of Cynoglossus semilaevis (tongue sole), 1075 nucleotides long. It is a transcript of the gene ankrd22, whose product is annotated as ankyrin repeat domain 22. Lineage: Eukaryota; Metazoa; Chordata; Actinopteri; Pleuronectiformes; Cynoglossidae. The coding region runs from base 279 to 851 and encodes 190 amino acids. The transcript has 6 exons. Gene Ontology annotation, molecular function: protein binding. The record is from RefSeq and is a predicted model, not a curated record.
AGGGGCGCACGGACAGGAAGUUACUGAUUACAGCAUAAAAGCACAGGCGUUGAACGCGUGGAGACUUGGGGACGGCGAAACUUAGUUCAACAUUUCCCUCAGUGUAGGAUGAUUUUAUAUAAAAUAAAACGUGUUUACUAAGCCUUAACUGCAGACUUGGAGGUGUAACCAGGUCGACAGAUGUGAAGCUUUUAAUUUGAAACAGGUCACCGGAAUUGUGUGUGUUUGUUCUGUGUGUGAUUUGUGUGGACGUGUUCAGGUAUGUUCCUGCCGCAGCCAUGGGGCUGCUCUACUCUCAGCCGACGUGUCAGGCAGCGUAUGAUGGCGAUGUCCAUCGAGUAUACCACCUCCUGAAAGACAACCCUAAGAAUCUAAACGUCCAGGAACGCUACAACGGAGACACUCCCCUCAUCGCUGCCUGUCGCAGAGGCAAACUGCCAACAGUCAAGUACCUGCUGGAUAACCACGCUGACGUCAAUCUGACCAAUAAGAAACAGAGGACAUGUCUUCACUAUGUGUCCAAGAGGACGUUUUCUCUGCUGGACUAUCUGAUGAUCACUGUCCUGAUGCCCAUCUUGCUGCUGGGGUACUUCCUCAUGUUACAGAAGCAGAGACAGAGAGUACGGCUGAUGGAGACUGUCCUCAGCAGUCCAGUGGACGUCAACGCUGUCGACUAUAAAGGAAACACUGCACUCCACUACGUCUGUCAGAGGAAAAGUCAUCGCCUGGUUCCUCUGCUGCUACACAAGAACGCAGACACCGGCCUCAGGAACCACGAUGGAGAGACACCGCUGGACAUCGCCACCAGACUAAAGUUCAACAAGAUCAUUUACAUGUUGAAGACACAGUGAUGGACACUGGACCAGAGUCAUGGUUGUGGACUUGGAUUUAAUUCAAAACAGGUUAAAAAGUCAAUCAGUUGAACAGAAACUAAAUCACAUGUUAAGACAAUUCAAGUGAUCAGGAAAAUGUCAUGUGGCCCCGCACACAAUCUCAGCAGCAUAAUUAAUUAAGACACUUUGACUAAAGGACAGACUGUCCACGUUUUAGUUAUUUUCAUGUCAACACAUGUCAA